GUCUAGGCUGCAUGAAAUGCAUGCAUGGGUGCGAGCGCGCGCACAAGCUCACGGGCGCACGCGCUCGCACACUUAACUUUGCCGGGUGCACAACCAACAGCAUGCAUCCAUGAAUCCACAGCUGUGUGCGUGCGUGCGUGUGAAUGUGCGCGCGCGUGAGUGUGUGUGUUAAGUAUAAUAUCUGAUGGCCGGUGUUGAGUGUUUGUGGACGGAUGGAGCAUCAACAGCAUCAGGAUCCCUGCACGCGCGCACAGCCACCGUACUCCCUAUACACGCGCGCGCGGCAGUGUGUUUAAUCGUCUGCUAGUCUGAGAGAAGUGAGAGCGCGAGAGCGCGAGGAGAGAGAGAGAGAGAGAGAGAGAGAGAGAGAGAGCGACGAUGCACGCGCGCGCGCAUCAUCACCACAACCACCAUCAUCAUUACCCGUGGAAAAUUCGGUGUUAAAACGGAUCAAAUUUUCUUUUAAUAAAAAAAGAGAGAGUGAAUGUGUGUGAGAGAGAGAUAUACUGGAAUAAUCGAGAAGGAUUUUGCAGCCUGGAUUAUUGCAGCGCUACGUUCCGGUUAACGGAUGUCGUGAUGCUGCUGCCGCUUCGAAGACGAUCAGCCCGAUGACACCACAGUCUGCAGAGGCACUACAGUGAACGGCGCCAUUCAAUUCGAUGAAAAUGCGUGUCUGGAUACUGACACUAAUCUUGCUGCUUGCCGCUUCUCUGAGCCUGGUUGAGAUGUAUGACAAUUAUGGGGAGAUCUGUAGGAAUCUGUGCACUUGUGAAGAAAAAGAGGGCAUCCUGACGGUCAGCUGCGAGAACCGGGGCAUCGUAAGACUGUCCGAAAUCAGCCCGGUUCAUUUCCCCACGUAUCACCUACUACUGACGGGGAACCUGCUGAAAAAAUUGUCCGUCAAUGACUUUAUCAACUAUACUGGAGUCACCAUCUUGCAUUUAGGCAACAACGACAUAUCCGAAGUGGAGACUGGGGCUUUUAAUGGACUCCAGGGAUUAAGGAGGUUGCACCUAAACAACAACAAAAUAGAUGUACUUAGGGAUGAUACGUUUACUGGAUUAGAAAGCCUGGAAUACCUUCAGAUUGAUUAUAAUUUUAUUAGCAUUAUUGAACCCAUUGCUCUCAGCAGGCUCCACCAUUUGACUGUGCUAAUUUUGAAUGACAACCUCUUGUCAUCGCUGCCUACAAACAUUUUCAAAAAUGUGCCCUUGACCCACUUGGAUCUCAGGGGCAACCGCUUGAAAAUGUUCCCUUACAUUGGCCUUUUGGAGCACAUGGAUAAAGUGGUGGAAUUACAGCUAGAGGAGAAUCCAUGGAAUUGUUCUUGCGAACUUAUCGCACUAAAAGCUUGGCUGGAAAGCAUUGCCUACACAGCACUAGUUGGAGAGGUGGUUUGUGAGACUCCAUUCCGGCUCCAUGGCCGCGAUCUUGAUGAGGUCUCCAAGCAGGAGCUGUGUCCUCGGAGGGCCAUUUCGGAAUAUGAGAUGCGCCCGCCGCCACCUCUCAGCACGAACGGAUAUUUCCAGACGACGCCGGCGGCAGUGACUUCCUCGGCCACAUCCUCAGCAGUGCUGAGGUCGUCAUCCCGGCCUACCAAGGGCACUCGGCAGUCCAACAAGACCAGGUCUAAGCCCACUUCUCGCAUCCCAGGCAAUCCCUAUAACUAUGGGCCAAUUAUAGCUUUUCAGACCAAAUCUCCCGUGCCUUUGGAUUGCCCCACGGCAUGCACAUGCAACCUUCAGAUCUCUGAUCUUGGGCUCAACGUCAACUGCCAAGAACGAAAAAUCGAGAGUAUAUCAGAUUUAAAGCCCAAGCCGUAUAAUCCCAAAAAGAUGUACCUCACUGGGAAUUACAUCCCUGCUGUACGCCGAUCGGAUUUUGUCGAGGCAGAGGGAUUGGAUUUGUUGCACUUGGGAAACAAUCGGAUAGCACUCAUACAUGACAGGGCAUUUGGGGAUUUAAUUAACCUGCGCAGGUUAUACUUGAAUGGCAAUUUGAUUGACAGGCUCACUGCAGACAUGUUCUUUGGGCUCCAGAACCUGCAGUACUUGUAUUUAGAGUAUAACAAGAUCAAGGAGGUUGUUGCAGGUACAUUCCGUUUUGUGCCAAACCUUCAGCUGCUUUUCCUAAACAACAAUCUGCUAAAAACCUUGCCAGGAGGCAUCUUUUCUAGUAUGUCACUCUCAAGACUCAAUCUACGCAACAACCACUUUCAAAACCUGCCUGUGAGUGGAGUUCUAGAUCAGCUCAAGGCUUUGGUGCAAGUGGAUCUCUUUGAAAACCCUUGGGAUUGCACGUGUGAUGUGGUAGGCAUGAAAAUAUGGCUGGAGCAACUCAACUCUGGCACUGUGGUUAAUGAUGUCAUAUGUGCAUCUCCAAAGAGACUUGCAGGGCAAGACAUGCGCAGUAUCGUUUCUGAACAACUGUGUCCUGAUUACUCGGAUACUGUUGUAUCUACGGUAGCUCCAUCAGAAGCGACCUUGGAAGGGAAGGUAAUAACCACUGAGACACCUCUGAGGUUCAACACUCCUUCAAGCACCGUCCCCUUGUCAGUCCUCAUCCUUAGCCUCCUCCUGGUCUUCAUAAUGUCCGUUUUUGUGGCUGCCGGGCUGUUCGUGGUGGUCAUGAAGCGGCGAAAAAAGUCACAAAGUGACCGCACCAGCACCAACAACUCGGAUGUAAGCUCCUUUAACCUUCAAUACAGUCUUUAUAGCAAUCGUUCAGUACCCAAAGUCAAAUCCCCGGCAGGUCAUGUCUAUGAGUAUAUCCCUCAUCCUCUUGGGCACAUGUGCAAAAACCCCAUUUAUAGAUCUAGAGAAGGGACCACUGUGGAGGAUUUUCCUGAUCUGCACGAACUCAAAGUUAGCUACAGAAACACCAAUGAGGAAGAGCGGGAUCCAACUUCGAGGAGCCCUACAUACACUGUUAGCACCAUUGAACCUCGGGAGGAGCCUUCGACUGCUCAGGAUGCAGAGCAUUUCUUCCGAGGGAUCUUAGAGCCGGAUAAAACCCCGAAUAGUGCCGGAAAUAGGUAUGAUUACAAGUACCCCAGUCCUGGAUCUUACACGUACAACCCAAAUUUUGACGUACGUCGGCAAUUCUUGCAUCCCGAGGGAAUUAGAGAAACUAUGCUCUAUAGCUCAGCUCCAAGUACUGUCUACGUGGAGCCGAACAGGAACGAAUAUUUGGAACUAAAGGCGAAACUCCAAAUGGAGCCGGAUUACCUCGAAGUUCUUGAGAAACAGACAACGUUUAGCCAAUUUUAAACCUUGUCUAUGAACAAGAGUACUGUUAGAGAUUUUCACCCCAUUUCCAUGUCGAAGGGUGCAUCGGGGUGUACGGUGUACGCCAUCUUUAAAGAAACAACAGAACAAAGGCAACAAACAAAAUCCUACAAUGGGGUGUGCCAAACUGUCUUACUUUAAUUUUUAAAGAUACAUGACAUUAAAGGAAAUAAAAAAGGAAAAAAAAAGCUCUCGGGAUGAAAGCACGAGUUGUGAUACAAAACUGGUGAUGCAAAAAUCGCAAAAUCUAUUUUUUUAAGUUGACAAAUUGAAUACACGUAAAUAAACAAACGUAGCUGUACAGAUUAAUCCAAGUACGUUUUUUUCAGGAGUAUAUUCACGCAGAUAUUGCGAACUUUAACAAUACAAAAAUUGAAAAAGAACACUGUAUUACAGUGCAUCUAACUGUGCAGGACAAUUCCUCUGCUCUAGUCUGUAAGUAAGUAAGUAUUUAUUGGUAUAAUCUCCAUGUAUUUUUAACAUUAUUUGAUUCUUCAUCAUUAUGACCUGUACCAUUAUCCCUCUGUACAAGCUUUUCGUUUGUAAUUUUUUGAUCAUUUAUUGUAGCUUGCAUUGUACAAGUGGCUUUCUUUCAGCGGUGGCACACCCCUCCCCCCACCCACCCCCCAACCCCAAACUCCUCCUUCCCAAUCUUCCCAAUCUUCCCAAUCUUCCCAGUCCUUCACCCUCAUCUCCAGUGUCAAAGAGAGACUUUUGCUUCAUUUAAAGAUUUAAAAAAAGAAGUGUCUUUGUAUGCCGUCUGCACUUUUUUGAAAAAAAAAAAAAUUAAAGAAAGAAAACAGGAGGGCCAAUGAUGGUCUUCCCAGCUACCAUUAGAGGAAUUAUUAUAUAUUAAAAAAUGAUUCAUUCAUUCUUAAUAUGUAUUUUAAUAUGUUAUCUAAAACAAAUUCAUAAAUGAUAAUUGAAGUAAUAAUUAUGUUGUGUAAUACUAUUUUAAUGUAACACCUAUUUUUAUACAAGCAUUCGCAAUUCUCUUUUUUCCCCCCCUUAUUGUUUUUUUUUUUUUUUUCGAUUGCUUUCCACUUAUUAUUGCACUAUAUUGACCAAAAUAUGUUUAUGUCAUCAAUAAAUAUGAUGUCAGGUUCUUAUAUCCGUACAUAUAUACACGUCAUUGUUGAUAACGCAUUUCCGUUACGACAGUCACAAGGAAUUGAGUGAUUUUAGGAGUAACUUUAUCAAUGCUAAUCAAUACAGACUUGUAACCAGUUAUUCAGAGGCCUUUCAAUAACUUUUUUUUUCUUUUCUGUGCUGUAAAAACAAAGAGAAAAAAGAGAAAGAAAAAACAUACUGUAGGAGAAGGUUAUUAGCAGUGAAAAUUGAAAAUGGCAGGGUUAAUAUCGCAAUAGCUGCAGGCCAUGUCAUCCACUCGUUGCUCAUCUGCUGCAUUUUAAUAAGAAGAAUACGUUCUGAAAUUUCUUGAUUGCAUGAGGCUGCAUUUUGUCUUUGGAUUGUAAUGUGAGUUUUUUUUUACCUUGUAAUUAUUGGUAUUCGGAUUGAUUUCUGGUUAAACAAUUAAGGUUAAUUGAUCAGCAGGAAGAAAGUACAGAAAAGGUUCAAUUCUGGUAUUUGGUGCCUUUUGGACCAGCAAAUGUUUGAAACUGAAAAUCAUUUUAAAUCACCCAAGUUAUGGAUAUUUGGUCCGUUUUACAUUUAAUUAUAGAGUUAAAAUUAAAAUUCAAGCUUUUUUUUUGGCAUGCACUAAAAUAGGAAAUCCUACUCAUUACAUCAAAUUAUUUUUAGAUGAAUAAAGCCAUCAACAAUGUUUUUUUAAGUUGUUUUUAUUUGUUUCACCACACAAUGCCUAGAAAUCAAAAUAUGAAGCACAUUUCAGUAUAUGUUCUCUGGAACCUUAUUCUGUUUUCAUUAAAAAAAAUAGCAUCAAUAUAUGCAGAACUAAAUGUGUGAUUCAUAAGUUUU
Molecule: messenger RNA, 5225 nt
Organism: Hemibagrus wyckioides
Lineage: Eukaryota; Metazoa; Chordata; Actinopteri; Siluriformes; Bagridae
Gene: slitrk5
Product: SLIT and NTRK-like protein 5
Exons: 2
Coding region: 660-3269 (869 amino acids)
Biological process (GO): positive regulation of synapse assembly; axonogenesis; regulation of presynapse assembly
Cellular component (GO): membrane
Molecular function (GO): protein binding
Source: RefSeq, a predicted model, not a curated record